GAAAUUCAGUUAAAGGACAGAUCCAUUGCAUCAGUUUUUGUUGCGUGUCUCUAACCAUCAGUGACUCUGUCUGAAGUCCUUCACUACUCAUAUCGUUUUUAAAUGGUUAGGGUUUAGAGUGGGAAUUUGGACACAGCGUAAAAUGAUCUUUCUUUCCAAUUGUUUUCUGAUACUUGUUGGUCUAACAGGAGUUUGCUAUUGUAGCAUAACUACAGUCAAAGAAACAUCAGUGAAGCCCGGAGAAUCCAUCUCUAUCCCUUGUCUCUAUGAGUCAAAAUAUGAAAAACAUGUGAAAUAUUUGUGUAAAGGAUUUUAUUGGGCCACUUGCUCAGAUGUAGUUAAAACCAACAAACCUGACACAUCUGGAAAGUUUUCAGUUCAAGAUGACAAAGAACAGAAAACGUUCACAUUGAACAUUAACCAUGUUGAAAGUACAGACUCUGAUUACUGGUGUGUUGUGGAAAUCGAUGGCGGGGCUGAUGUUGGAGAAUAUUUUCGUUUGUCUGUCUCUGGUACACCUGCUUUAAGUGUGGAUAAUCAAGAGAUGGAAGGAUUUCUUGGCGAGAACAUCACCAUCAACUGUAAAUUUCAUAACUCUGCGCCAGAAAAAUGGUGCAAGCUGGGAGGGAACUGUGUGACAAAGUCGUCUGAAUUUGUAGAUGGAACAAGAGUAAUUUUUAAAAAGAAUGAUACUACAUAUUCUGUUACAAUGAUGGGAUUGAAACAGGAAAACAGUGGCUGGUACUGGUGUGUUAAAGGACAGUUUCAAAUGCCAGUGCAUCUAACAGUUACUGAGAGACCUGCUAGUACUCUGACAUCUGUUACCCUGAUGCCUGUUACUAUGAAUGUAACAAAUGUAACCCAGCCUUCAGUUAAAGAAAGAAUGGAUCCAACGGUCUUUUUCAUCUCCUUGGGUUUACUGAUCUUCAUUGUGUUGGUGGCUUUGUUUGUCUUGUUUGUGCUGAAAUGCAAAAAAACUAAAAAAGAACCAGCCACGGAAAAGACGGAAGUGGGAGUAGUUUAUUCUGAUGUCACUUUCAAGAAAAAGAAGACAUCUGAGGGAAUAGCAGCUGAAAGUGAUGGGAACGUGACUUACAGCUCUGUGGUUUCAUUUAAGCAACAGGACAGGAGAGUGAAGCAAAAGUAAAGGAAGUUUCAUGCAGCACUUCACCA
Oryzias latipes (Japanese medaka) is the source of this 1173-nucleotide messenger RNA. RefSeq names its product CMRF35-like molecule 9. Gene Ontology annotation, molecular function: transmembrane signaling receptor activity. The record is from RefSeq and is a predicted model, not a curated record. NCBI's taxonomy places the organism in Eukaryota, Metazoa, Chordata, Actinopteri, Beloniformes, Adrianichthyidae. Gene Ontology annotation, cellular component: plasma membrane.